UGUCAACAUAACGCGGAAGCUACACUUAUGACGGCUGAUCGUAGUGGUUUAUGGAUUUCCCGUGAGACGCUCAUAUUCAGAAUGUUUGGAAAUGAAUUGUGAUUAUACAAAGGAAGUAUUAUAGAAAACAACAUGGCUGGUAUAGUAGUAAAUUUAGUUCUUCUUUCUGGAUGUUUGCUUUUGUCAAGGAUCUCUGGUAACCGUCACGAGAGUGAUAAAAAGAGAUGCACUGACAGAGAUGAAAAGUUCAGUUGUGAGAGGUGCAAGAAAAAAGGAAAAAAAUUCGACUGUCAGAACUGCGAGAAAAAUAAUGAAUGUCCUACAUCCCCUACCUGCCCUACUGUAUGUCCCGGUACAUCAACAGAAGAAACACGAAUAGUUACUACAAGGCGGGACUGUUCCCCAUGUCCUACGAUAAUUUCAUUUACUGACUGCCGUAGUACUAAUACAGAGGGCGUGGCAAGCAGUCCUGGUCCCUCCAGUUCGUCUAUUAUACCAGAUAUGGACCAGGGGUCUGUGUUGGAACAGUCCGCUAAAUCACCACCAGGUUGUUCUUCGGGGUCCGUCAUAGGGGCUGUACUAGGAGGGGCCUUGUUAGGGUCAGCUGUUACAGCCGUAGUCUUCUUGUGUAUUCGGCGCAGAUUACGGACCUCACACGAGAAAAAGUCACCGUCGAAAGCUAUGAGAAAUCCGGUCUAUCAACUUGAGGGCAGGGUUUCCCAACAAAUUCCAGAUACUGCGCAACCGAGCAGUGCUGACUACGCUGAAGUGAACGAUGAGACGCGAAAAUCUGCGAAUGUGUCGACAAUACGACGACCGGACUUAGAGGCGGAAUCAACACCGAAUACAGGUGACAUUUACAACCUUCUGAAUGAAACGGACAGGGUCGAUGUAAGUGAUUACUACGAUCAUGCAAAGCCAGUCCCGUCCUCAGUUACGCUGCCAGAUUCUGGGUAUGGUGUGGUAUCGUAUGAGAGUGGAGACGUUCUCGCGCAGAACAAAGAAAAGAACAAGAUCAUUCCUGUUGGUGACAAGAUGUCGACUGAAGAAGUUCUAAACGAUGACUACUUUUUACUGGAAAAGCAGACAGUUUGAUUCUAUCCCGUAUGACAUGAAAAACCUCUGCAGAACUGCUAAGCUUUUCUUGAUUAAGUGCAAAUGUCCUCUUUCAUGUUUUUGAAGCAUUUUGCCAUCACAGAAUUUAGACUGUUUAUGCAGGCUUUAUGGUACAUUUCCAGUGAAAUAUCUCAAAAUGUACGUUUUUCACAAAUUGAAAAGAUAAAAUGUAAUUAAUCAAAGCUGAACAGAAAUCAAUCGAAUCAGGAAGCGUUUUAUUAUUCUCCCAUCUUGUUGUUAGGCCUGCCACGCCUUUUUACAUUUCAUGGAGUAGCAAAAAUAUCCUUUUGAAUACCUUAUGUGUAUUCCGAUCAGAUGUUCCAAUACUUGUAAAUGCCAGAUUUUAAAUGCAUGUUCCACCCAAGUGACACCAGUUCCGUGUAAAAAAAAAAAAUUAAAAAAAAAAAAAAAAAAACCAUGUAAAAGAAGACUGAAUGUUUUGAAAUUCAA
This is a messenger RNA of Ostrea edulis (European flat oyster), 1566 nucleotides long. RefSeq lists its product as uncharacterized. The record is from RefSeq and is a predicted model, not a curated record. The transcript has 9 exons. NCBI's taxonomy places the organism in Eukaryota, Metazoa, Mollusca, Bivalvia, Ostreida, Ostreidae. The coding region runs from base 133 to 1095 and encodes 320 amino acids.